CGCACCCUGAGGGUGUGUGUGUGUGACUUGAGGGGUGUGUGAUGGAGGGGUGGCCUCUAAGCAGCUCUCCCAACCUCAUAUAAACCAAUGCACACACACACACCCACCCACAUCCAAAAGUUCUCACACACUCUACCGCCGAGUACAGAACAGGCAGAGAUGGAUCUUCUGAAAGGAUCAGGGAAACAGGUGGAUGCGGUCAUCGACAAAGCAGCUGGUGUGGUGAAGGGGAAGGUGGGAGAUAUGAUCGGAGGAGGAACGAAGGAACCAAAGAAAGAUCAAGGUAUUGGUGAAAUGGUGACUGAUGCGGUGAAAGGGGUAGCAGCCAAUGCAGCCAAGGACAGUGCUGCAGACAAGGCCAAGUCUUUCGGAAAGAGCCUUUUGAAAUAAUCCCCCGACCUGGACUAUACCAUGUCCCCACUCCCCCGCCAUCCCUACAUGGACUCUACCAUCUCUCCACUCACCCCUGAAGAGUUCUCUGGAUACCUCAACCACAAACCUUCCUUCCCCUCAACCAACCCCAUACACUGUACUGUAACUGAGAUCUGUAUAAAGUUAAUAGGACAUGAAUAAACAUGAAUAAAACACCUAUCAUCUUUCA
Molecule: messenger RNA, 601 nt
Organism: Oncorhynchus mykiss (rainbow trout)
Lineage: Eukaryota; Metazoa; Chordata; Actinopteri; Salmoniformes; Salmonidae
Source: RefSeq, a predicted model, not a curated record